AUGGCUGGAAAUGAUGGUGAAAAUUUUGACAACGGCAAAAAUGUUGAUGAUUCCAAAAAGGUUGAUGAUGGCGUUGGUACCUCAACAGUGGUUAACUACUCCAAAUCGCUCCCUGAUGUAUCCAAAAUUGAAGUUUUUGAAGGACAAAAUUUUCGUCGUUGGGCUGAACGUGUUUUCUCGCUACUAGAUGUCAAAGGUGUAACUUCUGCUCUCACCGCUGCCGAACCUGAUGAAGCCAAAACUGAUCCCAAACUGGUUGAGGGGUGGAAGCAUGCCAAUAAGGUUUGUCGCUACACAAUUCUCAGUACUUUAUCUAAUGAUCUUUUCGAUGUCUACUGUUCGUACAAAGGUGCCAAAGAAAUUUGGGAUAACCUGAAUAUCAAAUACACUGCUGAGGAUGCUACCAAACAAAAGUUUGUUGUUGGAAACUUUCUCCGAUGGCAAAUGGUGGAAGACAAGGAGAUCAAAGCCCAAAUCAAUGAGUAUCACAAACUCCUUGAAGAAUUGAAGGCUGAGAAAAUCGACCUACCAGAUGUGUUUGUUGCUGGUGCCUUGAUGGAAAAAUUGCCGAGCUCUUGGAAUGAUUAUAAGCAGCAGCUGAAGCAUAAGCACACGCAGAUGUCCCUUGCUGAUCUCAUCAAGCACGUAAUCAUUAAAGACACUAGCCGAAAGGAAUGUGAUGCUGCACGGGCAAAGACUUUUGAGUCACGGGCAAAUUUAAUCCAAAAUAAUGCUCACAAAAAGAAGAGGUCUGAAAAUAAACCUGAUCACGUACUUGGUGUUACUAACCCCGGCUUUAAAGCAAAAUGCUUUGUGUGUGGAAAGCCAGGUCAUAAAGCUUAUCAAUGCAGACAUCGAAAAACAAAUAACAUGCCUCUUAAGCCAAAAGCAAAUUUGACCUUAGGAGAUGAUAAGAAAGAUGAUGAUGAUGAUGAUAUUAUUGCUGCAAUUCAGGAGCCACAAGACACAUCUGUGCAAAUAGAGUUGCCCUUUACCUCCUACUCAUCUGUGGGGGAUGAUGAAGAUCAAGUCUAUCUUGGUGACUCUAAAACUGCUGCAGUUAAAGGCAAAGGCAAAGUCAUUCUGAAACUCACUUCCGGAAAGACCUUGGUCUUAAGUGAUGUGUUGCAUGUGCCAACUAUCAGGACCAAUCUGAUGUCGGUAGCACUGCUGAAUAAAGUAGGGGUUAAAGUGUCAUUUGAAUCUGAUAAGAUAGUAAUGACAAAGAAUAAUGUGUUUGUUGGGAAGGGGUACUGUGAUCAGGGACUCUUUGUUCUUAGUAUUUCGGACUAG
This is a messenger RNA of Trifolium pratense (red clover), 1293 nucleotides long. RefSeq lists its product as uncharacterized. Gene Ontology annotation, molecular function: nucleic acid binding; zinc ion binding. The transcript is spliced from 2 exons. The record is from RefSeq and is a predicted model, not a curated record. NCBI's taxonomy places the organism in Eukaryota, Viridiplantae, Streptophyta, Magnoliopsida, Fabales, Fabaceae. Bases 1 to 1293 code for a protein of 430 amino acids.